UGCUUGUGUUGACAGAAUACUCAAGAUGAUGUAUGACGAUUUGUUGAAGAAGAUAGGAGAGUUUGGGUGGUAUCAGAAACGAAUAUUUGCCGUGACAUGUAUGCAGCCAUUUACAUCUGGAUUGCUUUUAUUGAUAUCAAUAUUCACCAUGGCAACGCCAUCAUACAGAUGUUCAAUACCAGGAUAUAAAAACGACACCUACCAUCAACAAAACCAUUACCAUGGUUACCUAAUAAAUCAGUCUAUACCACAAUCCUCUAGCUGUCUUCUACGUAAUACUACAGUUGACAAAUAUGGUAAUAUGACGUCAUUAGAAUACAAGUGUAGGUCCUGGGUGUAUGAUACCUCCAUCUUUACAUCAACAUUUGUCACUGAGUUUGAUAUGGUUUGUGAUAAUGCUGUUCUAAAGAGUAAUGCUGUAAUGGUUCUAUUUCUGGGAUUGUUAUUUGGAUAUGGCCUUUUGGGCAAUGUGGCUGAUCUAUUUGGUCGUAAACCGUUAAUGGUAGUAUCGAACUAUGUGUUUGUGAUUUGUGCGUAUCUCAUGGUUUGGUCACCUAAUUACAUAGUACUAUUAGUGUUGAGAUUUUUUCUUGGACUCUCAGUAAGUGGACAGGCUCUUACUUGCUAUAUAAUUGGGGUAGAAUUGGUUGGUCCAUCUAAAAGACGAUACACUGGUGUAAUAUCAAACUUAACAUGGUGUCUUGGUUUGUUCAUGAUUUCAUUAUUUGGCUAUCUCAUCAGAAAUUGGCGAUAUUUACAUCUCACUGCGGCCAUCUUUUCAACACAUCUCUUGUUCUUUUUUCUAAUAAUUCCAGAAAGUCCACGUUGGUUAUUAACUAAAGGUUAUACGGUCAAGGCCAGGAAAAUAAUAACCAAAGUUGCUGAAGUUAACAAGAAAAUAAUAAGUGAAACAGUUAUUGGUACAAUAAAAGUUCCAGCAAAUAUUACAACUGCUAAAUUCUGGAAACUAUGUUCAACUAAGAAACGGUGUCUAAGAACUUUUGUUAUUUAUUUCAUGUGGUAA
Messenger RNA from Patella vulgata (common limpet), 1024 nucleotides. RefSeq names its product organic cation transporter protein. NCBI's taxonomy places the organism in Eukaryota, Metazoa, Mollusca, Gastropoda, Patellidae. Gene Ontology annotation, cellular component: membrane. Gene Ontology annotation, biological process: transmembrane transport. The coding region runs from base 26 to 1024 and encodes 332 amino acids. The transcript is spliced from 6 exons. The record is from RefSeq and is a predicted model, not a curated record. Gene Ontology annotation, molecular function: transmembrane transporter activity.